GGCAGCCCCGAGGGCCUGACGGGCACGGCCGGGGCUGGGCUGGAGGCGGCCCCGGGGGCGGCCUCGGGGCGGUGCCGCCGCCACAAAACGGCCGCGGGCCCCGUGCCCGCCCCGCCCGAGCACCGGCACCGGCACCCAGAGACGAGCGAUGGCUGACGACUUCAGCGACCUGUUGCGGGAGUUCGAUGAGGCGAUGGAGGACUUUGCGAGGGGCCCCGCACGUCAGUCCGAGCAGCACCUGGAGGAGCUGAAGAGGAAAGCGGGCCACAGCGUCUACGACAGCGGCAUCGACGAGCUGGAGAGUAACAGCACAUCCCCAGCAAGCAGUCUGAACUCCAGCGAGGAGGAUCUCAACACACAUGCCAGCGCUUACCCCUCUAAAGCUAAACUUGGAGACACACAGGAGCUGGAGGAGUUCAUUGCAGAUCUGGACAAAGUAUUAGAGGAGAUGUGAGAUGUGGCUUUGGAGCGUUGGGAGGAGCAUCCACAGCAGAUGCACGCAGCGCCUCCCUGAUGUACCCUCUGCUUCUGUGCCCCGCUGCUCCUCUCCUGAGUGGAUGACAGCUCUUCUACGCCAUGGGAUGUGCUACUCCGUGUCAGGGAAAGGCAAGGAAAACCACAAGCAUGGACUGAUCCUGCCUGAGCAGGCCAGCCUCCUCCAGCCUGCCUUCACAGCUGCCUUCUGGACCAGCAGCAGGAGAGCUGGGAUGUGUUUCUGGGACUGUGGGGUUGGGGUGCUGGGGCAGCUGUGCUUGUGCCAGUCUCCUGGCACUGAUGGGCUCAGGCCUGUGGCAGCUCUGUGUUCGUGGCUUGUUCAGGCCCUGGGGCAGGGCAGGCUGCUGGGAGGGCAGUGGGAGCCUGAGGGUGCUCCUCCCUGGUGGUGUGGGCACAGCCAUAGAGCAGCUCUCUCCUCAGCCUUGCUUUUGGCCCACUGGGAGAUCUCCUGUGGUCUGCUGGCUGGAGAGGCACGGGCAGCUCUGCUGUAAUGUCAUCACAGGCACCAGGCUCUGCUCUGUGAGGGAGGGCUGGGCAUCUGCAGACCAAGUGGGUUUGGGGAAUUCGUGCCACUGAAGCCAGAGGAUGAUGGUGGCAUGGGGGGAGAUGAGCUUGCAGUGCUUCAGUGAUACCAUGGUGUCCUCUCCUGGUUCAGGAAGCCUGUUUCUGCUGUGGUAUGCCAUGCAGCAGCCACUGCUUGCCCUUUGCUUUACAUGGGUAUCUGCAAAUAAGGCCCCUGCCUGGACCCCAGGUGCUUGGACCCCAGGUACCUUUGCCCUGGCUUCUGCUAUAAACACUGUAAAAAUGAUGUUAUACACUGUACAGUUGCUGUAUUUUUAUGAACGGGAUUUUAAAUCUUG
Anas platyrhynchos (mallard) is the source of this 1355-nucleotide messenger RNA. RefSeq names its product regulator of cell cycle RGCC. Gene Ontology annotation, biological process: regulation of cell cycle. The record is from RefSeq and is a predicted model, not a curated record. Lineage: Eukaryota; Metazoa; Chordata; Aves; Anseriformes; Anatidae.